GACAGCAUUCCCGUGUGAACACAUAAUGUUUUCAUUUUCGAAUUUCGGCCGCAUUUCCGUAAUUAACAAUGGCAUACUCAAAACAUUUAUUGGACUUCAACUUGAAAUUUCCUCCCGUCAAUUCCAACAUACGUGUUAUGUCUCCAAAGCCCACGAGUCUGGAAAUAAGACAAAACGAAAUUUGUCCAAAGGACAACCCCGAGCUACUCAGAAACAACUCCAACAGCUUGUGAUGGCAGAUACCCAUUUUAUGCAGAGACAAAAAGCUGGUGUUCUCCAAGUGUUUCCAAAUGUGCCAUCCACUAUAAAGAACAUGUACUACAAUCUUUCUACCAACCUUAACCCAGCAUAUAGGUAUGAGCAGUCAGUGUCAGCAGUUGGCCGAGUAAACAACCAGCUGGUGUUUCAGUGCUCUUCAAAAGUUAGGUGGCCCAGACCCUUGACUUUUCAGGGAUAUGGAUUCAGCAAGAAAAAUGCUGAAUUGGUAGCCAUGCUUAAGAUCUUGGAGAUGCUGCGUGAAGAGAAAUAUAUUAGUGAAGAUGGCUAUCCAAUAACAAUAUCAUCAGAAGAGCAGGAGAAGAUAAGAAAGGAGUGGAACUCUCCAGUGCCAAUAAGAUUACCAGUAUCCCUAAUGGAAGAAGGAUUUAGUAUUAUACAAAAUUUUCACAAGGAGAUCAAGCCACAGAUGGACAUGAAGACUGACCCAACAGCUGUCACCAUGGCUGGCUUAACAGAAGAGUCUGAUGAUGAAUUUGGAAUAGAAAGUUGCACAGAGGAUAUUGAUGAAGAUAAUUCAUUUUGCUGGGAGGAAGAUAAAGAAAAUAAUUAUGUUCAGGACAUAUUCACUGGCCGUCAGUACAUUGAACCAUCCAGAGAGGAAAAUAUUUACCGAAGUCAGAAAAUGCUUCAGCAACUUCAGGCAAGAGAAAUGUCAGAGGGUAUACAGCCUCAGGCUUCUCUUCCUAUGUCACAUUACAGGGAAGCCCUGCAAACUGCAUUGGACAAGAACAGAGUAGUUGUCAUUGCUGGAGAUACAGGAUGUGGCAAGAGUACACAGGUUCCACAGAUGAUUAAGAUGAGUGGAUAGGAAGGGCAAUGGUGCUAACUGC
Messenger RNA from Penaeus monodon (black tiger shrimp), 1109 nucleotides. Its product is annotated as ATP-dependent RNA helicase DHX30-like. Gene Ontology annotation, molecular function: RNA binding. Gene Ontology annotation, biological process: nuclear-transcribed mRNA catabolic process, nonsense-mediated decay. Bases 26 to 1087 code for a protein of 353 amino acids. The record is from RefSeq and is a predicted model, not a curated record. The transcript is spliced from 9 exons. NCBI's taxonomy places the organism in Eukaryota, Metazoa, Arthropoda, Malacostraca, Decapoda, Penaeidae. Gene Ontology annotation, cellular component: intracellular anatomical structure.